This is a messenger RNA of Hemisphaericaspora subhashii, 1566 nucleotides long. RefSeq lists its product as uncharacterized. The record is from RefSeq and is a predicted model, not a curated record. Gene Ontology annotation, biological process: nitrite transport; transmembrane transport. Bases 1 to 1566 code for a protein of 521 amino acids. Gene Ontology annotation, molecular function: high-affinity secondary active nitrite transmembrane transporter activity. The transcript has a single exon. Lineage: Eukaryota; Fungi; Ascomycota; Pichiomycetes; Serinales; Debaryomycetaceae. Gene Ontology annotation, cellular component: membrane.
AUGGAUGAUAGUCUAUAUUUAACCACUUAUGAAGCUGCCUUGGCAGUGGUUGCAACCGCAAUGAAGAAAUCACGGUUGCGAAUAGAUACAUUAAUCAUUAAUUCCCUUAUUGGAGGAAUAUUGUUUGCAUCUGGUGGAAUGCUACAUACAACAGUUGGGUCCACAUUACCUGAAGUUUAUCAGAAUAACCCUGGAAUUAUACUGAUCUUGGCAGGGUUUUGUUAUCCUAUUGGGCUAUUCUAUGUUGUGAUUAUCGGGGUUGAUUUAUUUAAUUCAAAUGUGUUGUUUUUCAGUACAGCCUUAUGUAGAGGAGCGGUAUCAGUUUUAGAUUUGUUGAUAAGUUGGAUUGUUAGUUGGACCUUUAACCUUGUUGGGAAUAUCUUCGUUGUAUAUAUAUUCAGUCAUUAUUCUGGCAUUUCUAGAAGUGAAAGUAUGAUAACGGGGACUAUUGAAAUUGCUGUUGCAAAAAGCUCCGGUUCUUUUGUUCAAAUAUUUAUUAGAGCAAUUGCUGGAAAUUUCUAUGUUUGUUUGGGUAUCUUCUUGCAAUUAAUGGCAAAACCAAUUCAUGUUAAGUUUUUAAUGUUGUUACUUCCUAUUCUCACAUUUGUCACUAUUGGUUUCACCCAUUGUAUCGCUGACAUGUAUAUUAUGAUUGUUGGUUUAAUCAAUGGAGCUCCAAUAUCAGUUGCAACGACAAUCUGGAAAGUUUUUAUACCAGCCACUUUGGGAAACAUAGUAGGAGGAUCAUUUUAUGGAAUUGUAGUUACAUGGUAUUUACAUAUUUACGUUGUUGAACAAGAUCGAAAGAAAUUGAAAUUACCAAAGUAUGAAGUCAGAGAUGAACAACCUGAAUUGAAUAUGGAUUCAAGAGUUGUAAGACAAAAAAGUAGUCCUACAUAUGAUGAAGUAGAGGAAAGUGACACUGAUGAUACCGAUGAGAAACAUGACGAUUCGAGAAAUCACGCUAGUGAAGGAACAGACUCACCAGAUUCUGCAAGUUAUCAACCACAACCAUACUACGAAGAUAACCGGGGACUAAGUUAUUCCACAACGCGCGGUUCGGCAUAUUCUACAUCAACCAUACGCUCUCGCAACCACAGAUCACCUAAAAACGUUUUUCCAGUAUACGGCAUGGGCCCACCAUUAGCCAGAGAACGCACAAUUGCUGAUGGAAGGCGGCACUCAGUCCCGAAGAAUUUUGUCGCAGAUAUCAUGGGACCGGAAGAUACAGAAGCGGAGGCUGAAUAUAUCGGAGAAAAGUUGAAAAAAAUCUUGAGCAAUAAAUCAACAAAGCAGCGAGAUCUAGAAGCUGGACCUCCAAAAGCAAGGAGCCCACGACAAUCGACUUCAAAUCGCAGAGCGUCACAAGUACCGCCGACAAGAUUCUCGUGGACCCUAAAUGCAGAUGAUUUGCAGCUGGAAACACAAUCAAUUGCUUCUUCAGUUUCAGGUGUUCCUCGUACGAAGCCCAGUCUCAUAAAUCAAUCUCAGCAACAUCCCAGGAAAGUAAGUUUCGAACAGGACUUAUCAGUCGUAGGUCUUCCAAGUACACUGAAGGAAAAUUAA